Messenger RNA from Caretta caretta (loggerhead turtle), 6634 nucleotides. RefSeq names its product KTI12 chromatin associated homolog (gene KTI12). The record is from RefSeq and is a predicted model, not a curated record. NCBI's taxonomy places the organism in Eukaryota, Metazoa, Chordata, Testudines, Cheloniidae.
UCGUUGCCCGCCCCGGAUGUGCUUGCGAGGGACUUCCGGGUUAUAAUGGCGGCGUCCCUGGCUGCGGCCGGAAGAUGCCGCUCGUGGUGCUGUGCGGGCUGCCGGGCAGCGGGAAGAGCCGGCGGGCCGAGGAGCUGCGGGGGGCGCUGAGCGCGGAGGAGCGGCCGGUGCACGUGGUGGCGGAGGCCGCGGGGGGCCGCGCGGCGCUGCGGGCCGAGGUGGAGCGGCGGCUGAGCCGGCGGGACGUGGUGAUCGUCGACGCGGGGAACGAGUUGAAGAGCUUCCGCUACGAGCUCUACUGCGUGACCAAGCAUGCGGGCACGCCGCAUUGCCUGCUGCACUGCUCGGGGGGCGCCCCGCAUCCGUCCGCGGGCCCCUUCGAGACCCCGGACUCGCGGAACCGCUGGGACCGGCCCCUCUUCAUCGUGCACGGGCAGGAGCCGCUGCCGCUGGCGGAGAUCCGCGCCGCCCUCUUCGAGAGCAGGCCGCCCCCGCCCAACCAGUCCACCCGCUCGCAGCCCCUGCAGUCCGCCGGCUUCCUCCACCAGCUGGACCGGGUCACCCAGGAGGUGCUGGCUGCCGUGCUGGCCGCCCAAAGGAGCGGGGCCCAGCCUGGGGAGCUGAUCCAGGUGGCUGGGGCCAGCGAGGGGCUGGUGCUGAGCCGGCCCCUGGGCAUGGCUGAGCUGAGUCGGCUCCGAAGGCAGUUCAUCAGCUACACCAAAAUGCAUCCUAGUGAGGAGAACCUGCCCCAGUUGGCCAACAUGUUCCUGCAGUACCUGAGCCGCAGCAUCCAGUGACCCCAUAGUCUCCCUAGUCCAGUGUCUGAACAGGAGGGCUGGCUAAUGGGGUCCAGUCACCGAGAGCCUCCACAUCCCCCAAAAUAAGAGUCUAUGCCAAUGGGAAGUUGGCUCUCCCUAGUCCCUGGUCUCCAGUGCCUGGACCAGAAGUCUGUGCUGAUAGACAGGAGGGCCCUGCAUUACCCAUCAUCUGAGCAAGAGUAUCCAACCAGAGCGAGUAUGGAGAACCAGCUGCGGUGGUCCAUGAUUUCUGCUAACAGGAGUAGUGGGUGUGCACACCUCCCCCCCCCCCAAGUAGCAGCCUCAGCAUCUGAGUAGGAAUGCCUAACAAGGGCAGCUACAGGCAGCUAGCCAUUGCAUCCUCAAGCAUCCCAAAAGUCUACUAAUGGGGGCUAUGGAGAGCCAAACCCCAUUAACCGUAUAGUCUCUGCAGUGUCCAAAGAGGAAUGCUACAGGGGAGCUGAGCUCUCAUGCUGCUGCAGCAUCUUGAGGAACGAUAAUCUUUCAUCUGGGUUUUUUUGUGCCUGCCCUAAAUAAGGCAAGGAUAAAAUGGAUUCAUCAGACUGUACAAAGGAGGCCUUGCUACUCCAGGAUUGGGACUUAUAGCCUUUUUAAAAACUGGGGGUGUUUUCAAAAGUUUUUCUGAACCCAGGAAAUUAAUCUUCAGUUUAGACAGUGGAAAUAUGUUUACUUUGUGAACUCAAAUGUCUGUCUCUCUUUUUGAAAUCCUGUGCCUGGGAUGGAAUGAAAUAUUUAAUUUACUUUCAAAACAAUUAUUUCAGCAACUUUCUGUGGCUUCCUUUCCAAAGUCAUUGGCAGAUCCUGGGCUAAAUACACUAAUUGUUCAGUUAACAGCAGGUGCUCUCACAAUGAGGAUGAUCUGAAUUGUACUUCAUUAUUACAGUAUCUGUUCUGAUUGCAUACACCCCUUGGAACUCUUUUAUAUGCCUUAAUUAAGAGAUUAUAUGGGGAGUUAGUGCAUGGCAAGCUGGGGUGUAAAUCUACAUGCUGUAGCAUGCUUCCCAGUACCUGUCUGCUUGCACCUCCUGCUGUGCACUAAAAUUUCCUUAGUGCUCUGUGAACAGUAGUAGGUCAAAGCACACUAGGUAAUUUUUAGUGAGCACCAGCAUGGGCCACACAGUCAGUGCAUGGUAUACUAGAGCGCUGUAGAUUUACACCCCGGCUUGCCAUGUACUAAUUCUGCUGUGUAGACAUACCUGCUUGCUAACUCAGUUUUGGAUCCUGUCCUUCUGUUUAACCCUAAUCUUAGUAUGAACCCUCUCCCUGCAUAUGCAUACCUGCUUCUCUUUGCCUUUUGAGGAAGGCUUCCCUCCCUGUUAAACAUUCAUUUAUUUGUCUGGAAUGAUGGCAUAAAGUGGGGGGCGGGUCACUUCAGUGAGUAUAAAAGUUCAUAUGCUCUGACUACCCAAUAAUAUAUACCAGUCAGUACGUGGAUUUGUAUAUUGUGAGACUGAAAAAUGACUCUAGCUGCUAUGUAAAGAGACCCCACUUUGCCCCCUGUGGGCAAUUAAAUUGGAAAGAAUAAAAGCUGGGAAGUGUGUGGUCAAAAGCAGUAAAACAUCUCUGAUACCUGAUUUGCUGAGAAUUCUAUUUUAGUAAUUAUAAACCCCUCAAUUCAAAAUCUGUCUAGAAAAGUUUGCCCUUGAUAGUAGUGUGUGGUACUAGACCAGGUGCUGGCUGGCUGGACUGUGUUCACUUAUUAAAUGGGAAUCAUUGAUACUGUUAUAACUUCAGUAUAUCUUUCGGAUAAAUCUGUCACCCUACUGCUGAAGAAAGAGCGAAAUCAUGUUGGGCUACAUGAAAGAAAUCAGUGAGGGUGUAACAUUCUAUUUUCUCAACAUCCCUUAAUUCGUUUGAUGUUCUAAUAUUAGUUUGGGCAGGAAAAUGUGUGCCCAUGUUCUGUGUAUGCUACAGAGAAGCAGCUUCUAUGCUGAUAAUAUAUUUCUGUGGUUAAAAUUGGAAUUGACCGUAUAUGCAUCUCUUAGCACAAUUUCCCCCCUUUCUUGGUACUCAGGACUAUAAUUGGUUAUAACUGGAAGGACGCUUCCAUUCAUACCUCUCAUUCUUUUCUAUAAAUUUAAGUAAUUCAAUGCCGUCAUCCACUGCAAGGUGGAACAAUAUAAUGUAAGGAACAAUCUCGUUUAAAAUGAAUCAAGCAUUAGCACUGCCACCACUGCCCUGGGAAGACUUUUACAGUUUUAUAAGUUUAAUUGGUAAAAAUCCCAUGCCACACUCCUCUAACAUCCUGGCUCCUUGCCUGCAUCUAUUGUGUGCUUUCUCUGGUGCCAGAUUGCCUUCUGUGCUCUCUAUGUAUCAGCUGUCCCUGUAAAGAUACUGUUACUCUCCACAUGGGAGUAUUUCUUGCCCCAUAUCCCUCUGGCUGCAGCAGCCUCUGGCUCUGUGAAGGGAUUUGGGAUCUUACCUUACUAAGGGUGUGUGGCCAUUGUGAUGUGGCUUUAAAAAUCCUUCUGUUACAUUUUUCCUUUUACAUGCCACUCUCUUGUUAGAAACAGACUAUAAGGUGCAAAGAGACACUGUCAAGUAAAAAAAAAAAUCUUAGAGGUGUGAGGUAGAAAAAACCUUAAUGGAUCACCUCUCUGCUAAUGCAAACCUGUUCUCGGCAGAGCAUUUUGUUUUGUCCUGUCUUCAAGUAUCCGAAGUGAUGGUGUGCACUACUUCAUUUAAGACAUUAUUUCCACAGCUUAAUGUAUCUAACUACUGGAGUUUUUUCUCCCUGAUAUUCAGAUAAAUUGUCCUUUUCUCCAUCAGAUUAUUCCUAGUUAUAAUUCCAUACUUCCUUGCUUAGUUUUUCUUGUAUGCAAACAAGAUCUGGAUAACCCUAUACAGCUGAUAGACUUGCAUGACUUUUUUUAAUUUGUGUAAACAGUUUUUAUAAAAUUCCCUUGCAGUGUUAACAGGCCAAAUGUUAUAGCAUUAUACUGUUUGCAUGAAAACCUGAAAGUGAUUAUAAAUAAAAGUGAAACACACUUUCAUAUCUAUAGUGAAUCAUCCAAACUGAGAUAUCUGCAGCAAAUGAACAACAUGAGUGGAAAUGUUGGCCCUGACUGAAGUAAUGAGCAAGAAAUUCAACUUCUGAAAUUCUUACUUUUAAUGUAAGGUGUCAAAAAGUGCUAUGUAAAACUUGUUUAAAAAAUUAGACUCCACCUUAUAGUGACCCCCCUGUACAUUUUUCCAUAAAAUUUUGUUUUCAAGAAAACAAAGGUAUUUACUUUUAUUUUCACUAGUAGUAGCAGCUAGCCAGUAAACUUACCUCCAUCAAAGCUGUUUUGGACUACCAUGAUUCAUAUUUAAUUAAAAACUUCAUGCAGUGUAACUUCUUACUCUUGUUACCCAAUCACAAUUUGUGUCUAAAUUGACAUUUGUAGCGGCCCUUUCCUAUGUUCUGCACAACAUGAUAUGAGAUAUACAUAGCUAGAAAUCUAGAUACCACACCAGGCAUACUCCCUCCCUAAGUCUAACGCUUUCAGGUUCUGUCUAGAAUGGCUUCAUAUUCCUAUAUCCAAAACAACUUUAAAAAAACAACUUGGUGACUUAAAAUGCAAUAUUUUGAGGUAAAGGGAAGUCAAGGCUUAGCUGAUAUACAAAUCUUGGGGGAAAUAUUGUUUGCCUGCAUAUUUUCAAAAAACCCCUAGUUUACUGAAAUAAUCCAUUCCAAUCAAAUCACAUGUGUUUGGUUUUUUUUUCAAUUCUACCUGUAAUUCUGCCAAUUUCUGAUCAUGUGUUAGACCGUGUCAUUCAGAAAUAUUUUAACAUACUGCUAAAUUUCAUACUUCCCAAACUGGAGAAAAUAAAGACAUAUAUUAAACCCCCAAAAGUCUACCCUAGAGACGGCGGCUUUCUAGUGCGGAUGAAUCUUGCUGUGUGGAAAAUGUUUAUAUAAUUGUGAGAUGUUAGUGAAGAAGCAGAGGUGCUUUCUAGGACAAGAUUUUAGAAGAACUUGUUUGCUUGGAGUUAAUAUAUGAACAGGUAUUAUCUUUGUAUACAGAAUUAGUAGGACCUUUACUGGAACCCAGUGCCCACACUUUGGAAAGGGCUCAGAAAAGAGCUACUAGAAUGAUUUGAUGUCUGGAAAACCUGUCUGACAGUGAAAGACUUAAGAAACUCUAUUUAGCUUAUCCAAGACAAGGUUAAGAGGUGACAUUAUCUACAACUACCUGCAUGGGGAAGAGAUUUCUGAUAGCACAUGACUCUUUAAACUAGCAGACAAAGGUAUAACAAGAUCCAGUGAUCUGAAACUGAAGCUAGGCAAAUUCAGACUAGAAAUAAAGUGCAAAUUUUAAACAGUUAAGUAAUUAAGUAGUGGGACAAUCUGUAUAGGGAUAUAGUGGGUUCUAAAUCACCGGAACUCUUUAAGUGACUAUGAGAUGUAUUUCUAAAAGAUAUAAAAUUUUUAUUAAAGUUAAUGUUAAAAAAAUAUAUAAUACAUAGGUUGGGAAAAGAGUGUGUACAUCUGGGUAUAGUGGUUAGAUUAUUCACAAAAAUGAAGUUAAUUUUUAAGUCACAUGAUACAUAGAGUACAUAAUCAGCAAUAACCCAAAUUUAGGUGAAUAGAUUCAAGAAUACAGUUUAGAUACUAGAAUCCGAGUACUCAGGUACAUCACUCAUGAAAAGUUGUACAGAGAUUUGGUUGUGGAAAGCAAAAUAUAUCAAUGAGUGGAGAUUGUCCCUCAGUAAUUGAGAAUUAGGUUGGUUGUCCACUUAGAAUAUAUAAUCCAUGAGGAAAGUAUUUGUUACGUUCCUGACUGCACUUCUCAUUGGCACUCCAGCUCAUCCCUCCUGGUAUUGCCGAUGUCCAGUGAUGUGUUCUAUGUAGAUGUCCCUCGACCACCUGAUUGUGUCCGACACCAUGAGUUGCUGCAUCAGCCAAGCAUAGUGUUGACUGAUUCUGCUUUCUAGCUCAAACUGAAAUUAUGGGUUUGAUGUAGAAAUUAGUGGGUGUGGCUCUGUGACCUGUGUUAUGUAGGAUGAAAUAGACUAGAAGAUCAUAAUGGUCCCUUCUGGCUUUAAAAUCUACAAACAUAGGAGAAUAACGUUUCUACUUUUUCUUGGGAGUCUUGUUUAGUAAUAAGUAUACAUGAAGUAACUGGCAAAUCAAUAUUUGGACUCUUCCUUUGCAGAAAGUUUCAACAUAAACUUCUAGUAGUUGAUUGUUUAAAAUAGGGGUUCCCUCAAUGUCCUUCAUAUCAUGAGCCCACAUCCUGCAGCUCUCCACACUUCCUCCUCAAGUGGGCCCCAAGAUACUUUUGGUGAUUCCCACAGUGCUUCAUAGAAAGGAACAUAGAAAUCAACACUGGUUUAUGGAAUGCUUCUGAUAGUGGACUGCUGCUUCAUCAGAAAGUCUAGAGAAAGGGAAUGGGAGUGGGCUCGUGAAAUUAUCUUUUGAUAACCUUUUGCCAGAAGCUGAGACUGGACAACCUGAUAAUUGCCCUGUUCUGUUCAUUACUUCUGAAGCAUCUGGCACCAGCUGUUGUUAGAAGACAGGAUAUUGGGCUAGAUGGACCAUUGGUCUGACCCAGUAUGGCCAUUCUUAUGUUCUUACCAUUCUGUUGCCACGACAUCAUUCCUGUUAUAGUAGAUGAUUGAUAGAUUUUUAGGGUCUGACAGAGUGACCAGCUGCAAUGUAACUAUACCAGUAGCCAUCAUUACCACUUAAAGAAUGAGAUUGUUCUGGGCUUCAGCCAUCAAUCAGCUUAUUCAUUACUAUUUUUUAACUGCUUCAUAGUUUGUUUGUUUUUAUUAUUUUUAUUUUUUAAACUGUCAACAAUAAAUAGAGUUUGCCAUCUGUGUCUACUGAA